Molecule: messenger RNA, 2898 nt
Organism: Histoplasma mississippiense
Lineage: Eukaryota; Fungi; Ascomycota; Eurotiomycetes; Onygenales; Ajellomycetaceae
Exons: 4
Coding region: 1-2898 (965 amino acids)
Source: RefSeq, a predicted model, not a curated record
AUGAGGGACACACUAAACCUCCUACAAUAUAACGUGCACAACUCUGCGAGAGUUAUGGUCAAUGUGUAUGCACCUCCUCCAGGGGGCUACAGCAGUGAACCGGAGGAAUCCCCCAUAGGCCAGCUGCAGGAGGUAGCCGGAAUGGGCACAGAUGCAGAGCUGGUCAUAUUAGGAGAUCUUAAUGUCCACCAUGAGAGGUGGGGAGGGGCUGGGUCUCCAGCUUGCCACACCUGUAGGGGCUACCACAUGGCAGGACAGAGGCAGCCCAGGAACGACUAUAGACCUCGCCUUUCUAUCACCACUCCUGCACGACAAGCUCAGGAGGAGGCUGAGAGACGAAACUGGAAGAAUGCGGAGCCUGAGGAGGUAGCAAGGGACUGCCAAAAGCUAUAUGUGCCACAAAGCCUGGACUCCAGGCAAGCAGUCAAGGAGUAUGCAGACUACCUGGUAGGAUUUGUAGGGACAUUAGCGGACAAACACGCCACCGUAAGUAAGGCUGGGUUAAAAUCCAAGACAUGGUGGUCACCGAGGGUGGCCAAGGCAGUGGAGGAGUACAAGCAAGCUAGGAGGUCCCAGCUCCCAGAAAUGGAGCGGCUCAGGGCACGCUGCAGGCGCAACAGAGAAAUCCACUUGGCUAAGACAGCAAACUUCAGAGAUCUGGUUGACAGGACCCGUGGUGACCCCAGAUUGAUGUGGGGACUAGCAAAAUGGGGCAAGGAAAGAAGCCAUUUGCCCCCACAGGCACCUACUGUCCCCCCCCUGAGAACAGGGGAAGGGGCUGACGCGACGGUAGAAACCUCUUUUGAGGGGAAGGCUGAGGCAUUACGACAACGGUUCUUCCCACAGCCAGAGCCCGCCGACUUAAGUGACACCAAUAUGGAGCUGCUGCAAGCUGAAAGGGAAGCGUCAAAUGACACCAUCAGUGUGGAGGACAUGGAAAGCCUGAUCCAGAGACUGCCAAACAGGAAGGCACCAGGGAGGAGUGGGAUCACCAACGAGUUCCUUAAGAUGCUGGGCAGAACAUUUGUGGAGGCCAUAACAGCUCUCACCAAUGCAUGCUGGCAUUGGGAGACUUACCCAGACACGUUUAAGGAAGCCAAGACAGUGGCCUUGCGCAAGCCAGGGAAGGCUGACUACCAGACUGCAGGAGCGUGGAGACCCAUUGCCUUGCUGGACACAAUAGGGAAGAUUGUGGAGGCAGCAACUGCAAAACGCCUGCGGAAGAUCGCGGAGGACCACAACCUGCUACCCUCACAGCAAAUGGGGGCAAGAAGGGGCAGGUCCACUGAAACAGCCAUAGCACAACUUCUAGCCCAGAUAAGGACAGUGUGGCAGCACCCGGGACAGGUUGACAAGGUGCUGCGGGAGCGAAUGGUUCACAUCCUCCGGCGACUGGGCAUCCCCAGGGACCUGGUGGGAUGGGUUGCGUCCUUCAUGACCAACAGGAAAUCCACAAUUGCCUUUGAGGGCCAGGAAUCAGACACCUUUGACAUCCCAGCAGGCAUCCCGCAGGGGUCACCCCUAUCACCUAUACUAUUCCUAUUCUACAAUGAGGAACUGGUGCGCAUCUGCUCAAGACCGGGGCGCCCGGUGGUGUGCAUAGCCUUUGUAGACGAUGUCAACGUGAUGGCCUAUGGCCAGUCCACUGAGGACAACUGCAGGGAGCUCCUGCGCAUGCAUCGGGCAUGCGAGGAGUGGGCAGCACGGCACGGAGCGGUCUUUGCCCCCCAGAAGUAUGAGCUAAUGCACUUCACACGGGCGCGCAACCAAUUCAACCUACAGGCUGAGCUGAGACUACCAGGACAAACUAUACAACCGAAACAGGUGAUGAAGGUAUUGGGUGUAUGGUUAGACUCUAGGCUGAGAUGGAAGGGCCACCUGGACGCGGUGGCAGGCAAGAUGAAGACUCAAGUCAGAGCACUGUCCCAAACCACCCAAUCCACAUGGGGGCUCCCACUACAACAAGCGAGAAUGGUGUAUAACAUGGUCAUCAGGCCGGCCCUGACCUAUGGAGCAAUAGCAUGGCACCAGCCACAGGGGCAGGGGGGCACGGGUCCAGCUAAGUCAGGACUGGCCCUCAAGCUGACCACAGUGCAGAACUCCUGCCUCAGAAUAGUGGCAGGGGCAUACAAAAGAACCCCAACAAGCACACUGGAAGCGGAAACCCACACAGUACCCUUAGACAUCCACCUGGAUGGGCUAGUGGCAAAGGCGGUCAACAGGAUGAAGGCCUCAGGAAUGGCGCAACAAAUUGAGAAUGCGUGUGCGGCCAUAAGGACCAGGCUUCGGCACCGUGGGGUGACAAGGGGGGCACAGAGACACAUGGGAGCUGUGGUUCACCCGGCAGCCCUGCCAGUGGACUGGGAACAGCAAUGGAUUCAGGGUGCUAAGGAGAGAGCCACAGCAGAGAUGACACCGGAACAACGAGCCAACCUGGACCAAGCCUCAUAUAAUCACUGGCUGAAGCGCGAGCAGCUCUGGAGGUGGGUGCAGAGGUGGAAAAGACGUGAGCCCCCCUGGGGGGAGCGGCAUGGCCGGCCCCCAGACAAGAAAAUUCUGAAGUGGCACACCGGCCUGCGCAAGGCUCGCAGCACUAUCAUCAUCCAAUUGAGGUCAGGGAAAACCGGACUGGCAGCUUUCCUAAACCGGUGUAAGGUACCUGAAUUCCCCACCCCACGGUGCCCCUGUGGGUAUGAAUGGGAAACAGUCGAACAUGUUCUGAUACACUGCGAACGCUGGGAGCAGCAGCGUCAGGGCCUUAUAAGAAAUGGCAGGCUAGACAAGAGGAUGCUGCUAGACACCAAGGAAGGCCUGCAUCUCCUGUCAAACUGGUGGAUGGAGAGCGGGAUUCUAGGCCAGUUCACAUUAGCACGCGAGCUGACACACUAUGUACCAUAA